Molecule: messenger RNA, 380 nt
Organism: Symbiodinium pilosum
Lineage: Eukaryota; Dinophyceae; Suessiales; Symbiodiniaceae
Source: the annotation of a GenBank genome assembly
AUGGCUCGGGUGCUUUCGGCAGCCUUGGCCUUAGGGUCCCUGGGUUUCUGCCUGGGCGACGCCGUGGAGGCCGACUGUAAGGAAGGAGACGGCCAGGGCCUUGCUUUCAUCCAGGCCAAGGCAGUUGCGCGAGAGCCACCCGCAAAGGCACCUGUGGAGUAUCAUUGGGGCUCAGGACGCGGCAACUUCCCACAGUACGGUGUGUCCCCCGCCACUUUUUCCCCAAAGCUCUCCAAACAGAUAGCGUGGACCUGGUCUCACCCUAUGGGGAGGUUCGCGACUUUGACCUACGGAACGGCCAUCGACCACAUGCGGAAUAUCUACCUCUCUGGGGCUGAUGGAGUGCGAAAAUUUGACGAGUCCGGCAAGCAGCUGUGGGA